This is a messenger RNA of Leptosia nina, 570 nucleotides long. The record is from the annotation of a GenBank genome assembly. Lineage: Eukaryota; Metazoa; Arthropoda; Insecta; Lepidoptera; Pieridae.
AUGUCAUGCAGCUAUGAUGAAUGUGGGGAUUACCAAGUGACACCCGUGCUUAUGGCUCCUUGCGAUUCGGGACCGUGUUGCGACGCCCCGGCCGUUUGUUAUCCAUGUUUACCUCGUUGUCCCAAAGGCCAAGUCGUAUAUUGCUGCGAAAAGAAGCCACGCGGCCGUUUGCCAUGCACUGACGAUGACUGCUGCGAACAGCCAAAACAGUCGACUAGACCACAAGACCACAGACGAGAUUGCUCUCCGCACCAAUGCUGUCCGGCCUGCAAGCAUCCAUCCUGUAAACCAGUCAAAACGAAAUACGUUAUACCGUGUUAUCGCUACGAGGACGGUCGUAUAGAACAAUACAUGCCAACUAGACACGGUAGGCUCCCAGCAUCCGCAUACCGUCGAAACGGAAUGCAGGAUCAGGUAUACGGCUACCGAGGUGCCGUCAGGUACCUUUGCGCGGGGGGUGAGCACCCCUACAGACCUUGCGUUUACACCGCAGUAGAUCCCAUCCGUAAAAUAUAUCCCAGAAUCACUCAAGAGGUGUUGCCGGUGAAAAGGAAGAAAGAUAAGAAAUAG